AUGCGCGAUGUCGGCGUUAUCGUCCUCAACAUCAUCCGCGUGUGCAACAUAGUCAGCCUCCUCGCAGUCGUGGCUGCCUCCUUUGUGAUGCUCGUCAAGACUUUUGUGGUCAGCAAAUUCUUCUUCUUCGACGGCGUCAGUCACCUCAUUCAGGCCCUCAUAGCAAUCGGUCUCAUCGUGACCGAAGUCAAUCUCUUUCGCCGGUACAUCGCGACCAACUGGCCACUCCUUUCACCAAUUCACGGCUUCGUGACCCUCGGCGUUAUUAUGAUCAUCCUUGGUGUCUCCGUCCUGGGCAACCUCAACAAAGAAGCCACUUCGCAGCAAAGCUUGGGAACACCCAUGUGGCGCUGUGUCAUCUCCGCCGGAAUCCUGGCCUGUAUCUUUGGUAUCGUAAACAUAUUCGCCUCAUACUGCUUCCGCGACAAGCAAUACGGCGUCUCUGCCCGUUGGAUUCGUCAACACGGACGCCAAGCUCACGAAAAACCUGUCCCCUACACCUCUCCAGCACCGUCUUCACACCCCUCAGUGCGACGUACCCGUGCUUUCUCACUCCGCCGUUCCCACACCACUAAUGAUGUCCUCCCCUCUUACCACACACGCGCCAACUCAAACGAUCGUCGCAAUGUCUCCGCUCCCGUCACCGCUGCCCAUCCCGACGGCUUAGGAAUGAGUUACGCGGAGAAGAACGGGUAUUAUGCGAGUAAGGAUGACAAGGAGGGUGGGAUAUUAAGACCGCCUGUGGUCAAUGGGAUGCCGAAGCCGGAGUUGGCGCAUCAUCCUGCUUUCCAGGUGAGGCCUGCUUCAUCCGUCUACACGACUUUGUGA
Molecule: messenger RNA, 828 nt
Organism: Bacidia gigantensis
Lineage: Eukaryota; Fungi; Ascomycota; Lecanoromycetes; Lecanorales; Ramalinaceae
Exons: 3
Coding region: 1-828 (275 amino acids)
Source: RefSeq, a predicted model, not a curated record